AUUGUUACAUCACCUGCAAUUGUUUAGCAAUCAUGACGUUCUGAUUCGAUUUCUAAUUAACAUGCCAAACACACAGGUGCGGUGACAGAGGGAAAUCGUCCUAAAGCAGCAGCAUGUCCUCGCCCACCUACACGGACAUCUUUCAGUGCGAAGAUUGUACUUCACAGCAGUCCCCGGAAUCUAAACACCCAUUCCCUUGUACUGAUGACGGGUUGAAUGACAGUUUUGACGGGAGCUCUGCAGAGUUGACUGAUGUGUUUGAGGAGGACUGCUUGGAGGGAGAUGCCUGGAGUCCACCAGUUGCUGAACUGAGACAGAGCAUAACUAUUCAGUUGGAAAGUUACCUGUCUAAUGAAAAUCUGGCUGAAGAUGCCUUCUUGUUGAAACAUGUGCAAAGGAACAAGAUGGGCUAUGUGAGCCUUAAGUUGCUAACAUCCUUUAAAAAGAUCCGGGAGUUGACACGUGACUGGCGCACCACACUGGCUGCCGCUCGCAUCUCUGAGAAACUAGAGGUAAAUGAGGAGAGCACCAAAGUGCGACGCAAAACUCCUGUACCUGACUGGCUUCUGUGCAUUCCAACAAGUAAGCUGCUGCUGGCUUGGAAUUUGCUGGGCAGUUCCACCGAGGAGGAAGAGAAUACAUCCCCUGGCCUGGAGCAGCAAGACCUCAUGGAGAUAGCCAUGCGUCUUUUCAGUGUCCAUGGCACCAUCUCCUCCCUCAGGAUCCUGCGUCCAGGAAAGGAGUUGCCAGCAGAGCUGAAGAGGUUUGCCAAGAAGCAUACCGAGCUGGGCCGUAAGAUGUGCGCCGUGGUGGAGUAUGAGUAUCUGGAUGGAGCUCGCAGGGCUUACAAGGCCCUGCAGUCCGAGGAGCAGCAGGGGCGCAAGGGUGUGCGAGUGGUGCUCCUGGGCAGCCGUGGCACGCGUAAACCUACUUCGGCCCAGGAUGGCGGCGGCGAAGAGUCAUCUGAGGAAUGCGUGAAACACGCCUGUAGUAAAAAGCCCAGCCGCAAGGCUAAGCGUUACCCCUACACCCUGGAGGACUCUGUGCUCUACAGCUCCUCAGAAUCCGAUUUUGCCCCACCCUCCCCCCGUCCUAACCGGAGGGUCAACCGCCCCCAGGCCCUGUAUGGCAGUCCCCUUGCCAUCCCUCUUGUGUCCUCCUGCCGGAAUGACCCCUACAGGGAGCCCCUGUGUAGUCCGAUUGGAAGUCCCCUUGUGCCACGCAAGCUGUUCUCCAGCAGCCAUGCCACUUCUCCAUUGGCAACGCCACAAUUAGUCAGCACUCCUAACUCCAACAACAGCUCCUCCUUCAGCAGGAACAAGUGUUCUGGUGAUUAUUCGCAGGAUAGUGCUGUUUUUGUGGGGAGCCCGUGGGUCCGGCGGCGAAAAACUGCUGCUCAGAACCUCUUUCCAGAUAAAAGUUAUUCCGUGUCACCUGGACACCUGAAGAAAUCCAUCAGCAUCGUGGAGGUGGUGCGUCAGCCAAUUGGCCCUGAUGGCACCAAGGGUUUCUACAACUGCAUUGGAAGAGGGAAGAUACUUCUCCGAUAGUAAUAUUUUGAUCUGUGCCGUGUAAUGCAUUAUGUCCGGAAGGGCAAUUACCAAGCACUUUUUAUCCACAGAUCAAAUUAUUUUGUAUGUGUUAUAUCACCUUAAUCACACUGUGGGUGGGGGAAAAAAAGUUUUGUAUCGAAUAAAUAAAAACCUGAACUUUCUACGCAACCAA
Molecule: messenger RNA, 1725 nt
Organism: Clupea harengus (Atlantic herring)
Lineage: Eukaryota; Metazoa; Chordata; Actinopteri; Clupeiformes; Clupeidae
Gene: larp6b
Product: La ribonucleoprotein 6, translational regulator b
Biological process (GO): RNA processing
Cellular component (GO): ribonucleoprotein complex; nucleus
Molecular function (GO): mRNA binding
Source: RefSeq, a predicted model, not a curated record